This is a messenger RNA of Recurvomyces mirabilis, 510 nucleotides long. It is a transcript of the gene TIM17, whose product is annotated as translocase of the inner membrane. Gene Ontology annotation, biological process: protein import into mitochondrial matrix. Gene Ontology annotation, molecular function: transmembrane protein transporter activity. Gene Ontology annotation, cellular component: TIM23 mitochondrial import inner membrane translocase complex; mitochondrial inner membrane. The record is from RefSeq and is a predicted model, not a curated record. NCBI's taxonomy places the organism in Eukaryota, Fungi, Ascomycota, Dothideomycetes, Mycosphaerellales, Teratosphaeriaceae. The transcript is spliced from 3 exons. The coding region runs from base 1 to 510 and encodes 169 amino acids.
AUGAGUGAAGCGCAUGGCCUAGAUCACUCACGAGACCCUUGUCCAUGGGUCGCGUUAUCAGAUUUCGGCGGUGCGUUCUGUAUGGGUGCGAUAGGAGGAGCUGUAUGGCACGGUGUGAAAGGCUUCAGAAAUAGUCCCUAUGGCGAACGGAGAAUAGGAGCCCUCACAGCGAUAAAAGCCCGCGCACCCGUGCUAGGAGGCAACUUCGGCGUCUGGGGUGGCAUGUUCUCAUCAUUCGACUGUGCAGUGAAAGGUGUACGGAAGAAGGAGGAUCCAUGGAAUGCUAUCAUCGCAGGAGGUUUCACAGGAGGUGCGUUGGCUGUGAGAGGAGGACCAAAAGCGAUACGGAACGGUGCGAUAGGGUGUGCGAUAUUGCUGGCUGUGAUCGAAGGUGUGGGUAUUGCUUUCCAGAGGAUGAUGGCGGAGAACACGAAGCUGGAGAUGCCACCUCCACCACCGCAGCAGAGUGCGCCGAGUGGGAGUGAAGGGAGGUUACCUGCUUUGGCAUAA